Molecule: messenger RNA, 339 nt
Organism: Paramecium tetraurelia
Lineage: Eukaryota; Ciliophora; Oligohymenophorea; Peniculida; Parameciidae
Exons: 2
Source: RefSeq, a predicted model, not a curated record
AUGCCUUUAAUCGAUUCAGAAGUUACGAAAUACUAAUGUGAUGUGUAGGAGAGCUCUAAAAAGAUAUCAAAGAAGUCUGGACAUUGGAAUUAAGAUGAACACGAAUCAUAUCUUCGUUUUUUACAAGAAAAUGCCAAUCAUAGCAAGGGCCAAAGACUAUUUAAAAGAAUGAGCCAAGUAAUAGGAACAAGAACACCAAGUUAAUGCAGAUCUCAUCAUUAAAAGUUCAAUCCUUAAAAACCAUGUGAUAAGAUAACGUAAAUAAAAUUACUGAAAACAAAGUAAUUGGCUAGAUUAUACAUGAAUAGUCAUAAGGAAAAAGAUUAGGACGAAGAAUGA